Theobroma cacao (cacao) is the source of this 3705-nucleotide messenger RNA. The record is from RefSeq and is a predicted model, not a curated record. Lineage: Eukaryota; Viridiplantae; Streptophyta; Magnoliopsida; Malvales; Malvaceae.
CACUGCAGUGAAGCAGGUUUAACCCAAGGCCAAUAGAAACUCUUGAAGAUUAUAUGUACGGCUUGGUUUGUUUCACGGGCACCGCCAUCCGACCCAACCCGGUUCCUCCAAUCACUAGCCAGGGUAAGUGAGAUUCUAGGAGUUCCGGUUUGACUCGGCGCUCCUAAGUCACCAUCAAGUCCUCAGCCUUUGCCCCGCCCCCCAUCGGUUUCUAUCAAAGAAUCUUCCCCCAUUCGGUAAAACCCUCCUUGAACCCUGAACAAACAAUGUCCCGAUUACAAUCACAAUGAAGCGUGUGUUCAAAAUCUCCGAGGCAGCAGCCCAAUCAGAGCUGCUAUUAAAUCUCCACAGGCACCCGUCAAAACCCAAAACUGCAUCCCCUCUUUUAUUUACUUUUCCGAAUUUCUCUCUUUUCAGAUUUUAUGGUGACCUUGGUGCCCGAACAAACCAACCUCCGCUGCCAACGGCGAUUCCCAGCAACAUCAUCAGCUUGUUCAUUGAAAAGCUUUCUCAGGCGGAGCCCCAACCCAAAGCUAGAGAGGAUCUGUUCCGGAAAGUGAUUCUGUUCAGAGAUGAAUUGGUAAAAAGUGUUGAUUGUUUAGAGGAAGUGAACAAGGCGUUGGAGGAGAAAGGUGAUUGGUUACUUGGGAGUUGUAAACAUUACCCUGCUUUACGUACCAAAAAUUUCCAUGACUCUGCUUUUCUAGAGCUAUUGAAAAAGUUGUAUUCUUCGGGUAAUUUGGCCUUGGAGGUGUUUAAUUGGAGGAGAAAAAAGGCAGAGCAAGGCUAUCCUAUGACGGAGGAAGAGUAUGCUAGUGGUAUCGUCAUUGCUGGUAGGAUUAGGAAUGUAGAUCUUGCAGUUGAGCUCUUUGCUGAGGCUGCUAAUAAGCAACUCAAGUCUACGUCUACUUACAAUGCAUUAAUGAGUGCCUAUAUGUACAAUGGUCUUGCUGAGAAAUGUCAAUUAGUGUUUCGGGAUUUUAAAAGGGAACCAGAUUGUAGUCCUUCAAUUGUAACAUACAACAUUCUUAUAUCAGUCUUUGGUCGUUUGAUGCUGAUAGAUCACAUGGAGGCAACAUUCCAGGAGAUAAAAAAUUUAAAUCUUUCCCCUAAUUUAAAUACCUAUAACAAUUUAAUUGCUGCAUAUUUGACUGCUUGGAUGUGGGAUAGCAUGGAAAGAACUUUUCAUAUGAUGAAGGCUGGACCGGUUAAGCCAGAUAUUAAAACUCACAUGCUGAUGCUUCGAGGAUACGCACACUCGGGGAAAUUGGAGCAGAUGGAAAGGACAUACCAAAUGAUAAAGCAUCACGUUGAUGACAAGGAAAUCCCAUUGAUUAGAGCCAUGAUAUGUGCAUAUUGUAAGAGUUCUGUCAAGGGUAGGACUAAAAGGAUUAAGGAACUAUUAAGGCUAAUUCCAGAAAUUGAAUACAGGCCUUGGUUGAAUUUGUUGAUGAUUAGACUUUAUGCUCAGGAGAAUUGUUUAGAGAGUAUGGAUAACUCGAUUAAUGAGGCCUUUGAGCACAAGACCUCUGUUCUUACACUUCGCUUGAUGCGUUGCAUUAUUGCAGCUUAUUUCCGAUACAAUGCUGUGGACAAACUGGCAAAUUUUGUAAAGCGCGCAGAAUGUGCUGGAUGGAGAAUCUGCAGGUCUUUGUAUCACUGCAAAAUGGUCAUGUAUGGAUCACAGAAGCGCUUGGAAGAAAUGGAGAAUGUCCUUAAUGAGAUGGAUAAUUUCAACAUGGAUUACACGAAGAAGACAUUUUGGAUAUUGUACAAGGCAUACUCAAUGUGUGGUAAAAGACACAAGGUUGAGCAAGUAGUGGGAUUGAUGUGCAAACGCGGCUAUGGGAUUCCUUUGGACACAUAUGCAUCAUAAACCUUUUGUGCAGCAAUACACCAGCAGAAGUUGCAAGAAACAUUUAGCCAAUCAGCAUUUCUGGUUCAUCACGAUCAUAACACUUAAUAGAGAUUUCAAAUUACUCAUAGGUACACAUCUUGUCUUGAUGUAGUUCUUGAUUGAAAUGUGUUUAUAUAAUCAUUGGUCUGAAUAUUAACUUACAAUUAGGGGUGAAUUCAAGCCGAUGCUGAGUCAAUACAGUGCUAGGCUCAAGCUUGAGCUUGGCUUGACAGUGAAUGAGUCGAAUUCGAGUAUUCAUUGAGUCAAACCCAAGAAAUUCAUGAGUAGUUUGACUCAUUCACUCACCUAGUUACAAUGACAAAUUACAUUGGUAUUAUUGAUCCCUUUUUCUCCCACCUUCCCUGACUUCUUUUAUGAAUAAAUAUUAUAAAUAUUUAAUGUACAUAGUCAUAUCUCCAUGCAAUUGCUCUGUAGCCUUCAGUUUUCCUUCUUCCUCUUCCAAUUGAUUGGCGUUUUAUGAAUUGUUGCUACUAGGAAAUGAUACAUUGCGUAAAUGAGCCAUCCUCUGCUUGCACCUAUUGAGCUCUUACCUCCAAUUUCUGUUGUGUAAUUCAGCUGUUACAAUAGUCUUUAUGGAUGUUGUGAAACUAUAUUUAAUCUUAAGAACAAUCAUUAGUUGGUCCAAAAGAGACUUUAUGUUUGCACUCACUAGACAUUUUCGUCAAGCCUAAUAUCUAAACUUUAUGGUAGUUUGUCUAGAUUAAGGUAAACAGCAAUAGAAGCUCCAAGGAGAUUGGAAACCAGUCAGAGCUGGUGGGCUAUGAAAGGAUCAGAUAUGUAAUUGGUCCACCAGCUUUAUGACUAAUUUAGGAGAAUUUAAGUUCUGGUAGAGUUACCAGAUUUUAAGAAUGACUUGAGGAGAAGGCUAUAGGAGACUAUAACUGGAAUCGGACUCCUUGUUUGCUGUGACUAUAUUCAAGGUUUCACUCUCUACUGAGCUGCUCCUCAUUGCUUAUAAUCUCUCUUAUGCAGUAACUAUCAGUAUAUCCUGCCUGUAGGCCAGCAGACCAUAGUGGGCUUUAUCUUACCCAGUUGGAUUGAAAAAAGAGUAUGAAUUGUCACCUUCAACUAUAAGGAGAUCCUACAUGUCUAAAUCUUUAACACCUGCCUUUCAGUAAUUGAUGGAGCAUCUGGGAGUGCCCUGAAUAAUGCCUACAUUUAGAAAGUGCUACAUUGUUUGAUGGACUGAGACUACCCUUUAUAAGCUGAUUGCCAAGAGAAGGAAUAAAAUUCAUUAGGACAUUCAGGAUUGUGUGUUUUCUUGCUGCUUGCUUCCUGCCAUCUGACAAACUUGAUUAAGUUUUAUAGAACUGUAGAAAUAAUUUUUUCCUCAAAUGCAAGGAGAGACAAUGUUUUGGCAAUUUGAUUCUAACAAGAGAUUGGCUAGAACUCGUCAUCUAUGAGAAAGAGAGCUGAAGGUGACAUCUAAGGUUCAAUCAUGGCAUUCAUAAUUCAGUACAUAUUGAAUUGAUGAUCUUAGUUUAAUCGAGUAGCGUAGCUUUGUUCUCUGUUAGUUUUCUCAAACACCAGAGCUGUUUCUAAAUGUUAGGGUGUAAAAGUAUUGUACUGUUAUGCACAGCAAGCAUUAAGAUUUUGGGGUACAAGCCCAGUUUUGCUAUUUUUACUUCUAGCGAUUCUGGAACUUUCAAGCUUGGCCGAGAUGCAGGGUUCUUUGGCAUUCAAAUGAGAGUUGUAUUGCUGUAACUUCUUAUAAAUAUGUGGAACCAAAGGCCAAUCUAUAAAUUUUUUUUAAUUAAUUUACUUAAGAGGGUUAGCCACCCGAAGUG